Molecule: messenger RNA, 462 nt
Organism: Penicillium argentinense
Lineage: Eukaryota; Fungi; Ascomycota; Eurotiomycetes; Eurotiales; Aspergillaceae
Exons: 4
Coding region: 1-462 (153 amino acids)
Source: RefSeq, a predicted model, not a curated record
AUGCCUCCCACCCUCACCCGUGCCCUGUCAAGCCUUGCCCCCGCUUUCCCCCACGCUCGGCAGCCUUUCCUCCGGACGACAUCCAAACUCCCUUCUCACCCCCCUCGUCCCCUUUCCUUGAACAACCCCUUGCACUCCCUACGCACCAUGUCCACCGCCCCCAAGAAGGAAUUCCUCUGCAUUCUGCCGGAUAAGCCCGGUGCGCUGGCUAAGCGGCUGGAGGUUCGGCCCUCCCACCUCGAGGGCGUCAAGCCUCUCGUUGCGUCUGGGCGCCAUGCUCGACGCCCACCCCGCCGAAGGCGAAACCCCUCAUUCAAGGGAAGCAUGAUGCUCGCCCAGGCGGAGAACGAGGCUGAGGUGCGCAAGAUCCUUGAGAAUGAUAUCUACACCCGCUCAGGUGUGUGGGAUCUGGAGAAUGCUCAGAUUAUUCCUUUUAAGUCUGCUGUGCGUGAGCAGCUGUAA